UCUAAACAGAAGAACAGCAUUUGUUGCACGUGUUUGUACCUCUAUUACUCAUAGCUCAAUGCCUUAAUUUUUUCUCUUUUCUCACGAAUGCAAUUUAACCCUAAUUUGAUGAUAACAUUGUCUUGUGUGAGUAACGAGCUGAACAAUAGAAAAUAAUAUUUUCUGAUGCACUCCUUCUGCUUGUAUAUAUCAUAUAAAUAUUUGAAAAAGAAACAACGGAAUUGAACCGUGACAGUGUAUAGUAACAUUAGUCAAUUAGAAGUGUGUGUGUGUGAACUCUAAGUGAAAAACGUGAGACAAUUCUUAUGUUCGUGCUUAAAUUAUAUUUGCAAAUAAAAUAAAAUAAUUAUCACAAUGGCUCUUUGUUUAAAUAAAGUGUUACAGACAGCUCAAAAAUCAGUAUCAAUUCAACAGAUACGAUUCCGUUCUAAAAUAAAUAUACAGAGGCCAAAACCCUUUCAUCAUGAGCGAGGAAAAGUAAUGGAAUUAUUAACUCCAAUUUAUGCGAAUCCAAAUAAAGGGAAAAAAUUAUGGGAAGUUUGUAUAUCAGCACAGAAAAAGGAUGUAAAGAAAUAUGUUGCACAUCCUUAUGAAAUGAUAAUAGCAAGAGAAAUUUUAAAUUGGUUCAAUAAUUCUAAAAUGAUUGGAAUUUUUCAUAUGAAUUCAAUAAAAGCUGAGGAUAAUUUUAAUUUUCAAGUUAGAUUAAAAAAGCAUAAUAUGUAUACAAAAAAUUAUGGUUAUACAUUAAUGAAAUUAGCAUUAACGGAUACAAUUUAUGAACCUGUUCUUAAACUAUUUCUUACAAGAUCUGCAUUAGUAUUUAGUCCAGAUGUUAAUGUUCAAGCACUUGUCCAAACUGCUAAAAAGACACCGGAAUUAACUUUAUUGGCUGGCAUACUUAACGAUAAAUUGUUGCAUCGAAACGAAUUUUUGGAAUACGGAAAAAUGGAUCUAACAUCCGCCCGAGUCGGCUUGGUUUCAGUAUUACAAAAUGCAGGUGGUAAUAAUUUAAAUAGACAACUAACCCAUCAUCAAUCAACAUUAGUUACAAGGUUGGAACAAAUAAGUACAGCGAAAUCAACUUGCGAUAAUAAUGAUUAACUGGUGCAUAUGUUAACAUUUUUUUUUAUUGGUAUAUUGAUAAUGUAUCAUACGUAAGAAAUAUGUGAAGCUUUAAGGAAUUUACAUUUAGACACUAUAUAUAUAUAACAUAAAUAAUUUUUUAAACGUGA
Leptopilina boulardi is the source of this 1232-nucleotide messenger RNA. RefSeq names its product 39S ribosomal protein L10, mitochondrial (gene mRpL10). Gene Ontology annotation, biological process: translation. NCBI's taxonomy places the organism in Eukaryota, Metazoa, Arthropoda, Insecta, Hymenoptera, Figitidae. Gene Ontology annotation, cellular component: mitochondrial large ribosomal subunit. The record is from RefSeq and is a predicted model, not a curated record. The transcript is spliced from 3 exons. Bases 355 to 1101 code for a protein of 248 amino acids. Gene Ontology annotation, molecular function: structural constituent of ribosome.